This is a messenger RNA of Mya arenaria, 1203 nucleotides long. RefSeq lists its product as uncharacterized. Lineage: Eukaryota; Metazoa; Mollusca; Bivalvia; Myida; Myidae. The record is from RefSeq and is a predicted model, not a curated record. The transcript has a single exon. Bases 1 to 1203 code for a protein of 400 amino acids.
AUGACAAUCCUGGGAUUGUAUAGACCACCAUCUUUGGGCACUGAAUUACAGUUUGUCUCAGAAUUCCUCCAAUUCUUGGAAGAAAUACUGCCCUCAUAUUCGAACCUGAUGAUUCUUGGAGAUUUUAAUCUACACCUGGAUGACGGUACCAGUGCAUCUACAGACUUCAAUAACUCUUUGUAUUCACUUGGGCUAGAACAACAUGUCACAUUCCCUACCCAAAUUGAAGGAAAUGUACUUGAUCUUGUCAUAUCUGAGGUUACGAAUGGCAUCAAUGUACUGUCAUGUGAACAGGGCCCUUAUAUUUCUGAUCACUGUGUCAUCAAAGUCAUUACUUAUGUGAAAAGGGAAAACAUUAAAAGUGAAUCGGUAUCAUUCCGAAAUUUUAAAGCAAUUGACAAAUCAAAGUUUGCGAAUGAUCUGAACGAAAUAUCUCUCACGGAAAACAAUGUAGAUGGCAUAGUUGAAGAGUUCGAAGAUCAAGUUCAGAAAAAUUUAGAUACACAUGCACCUGUGAAAGAGAUAACUCGUGUACGUCGUGCUCCAAAGCCUUGGUUUAACGAGGAUAUCCUGCAAUUCAAACGAAAAUCUCGUAAAUGUGAACGAUUAUGGAUGAAGUAUAAGACCCCUGAGCACUAUCAGUUGUUUAAACAAGCAAGAAACAAGUAUCAUUUCGAACUGAAAGAGGAGAAAAGAAGGACACUUAGUCAGACAGUACUUGAUCUCAAAGGAAACUCAAAGUUAUAUAAAUUUGUUGCUGACAUCACUGGAACAAGUGCUGAUAACCCAAUGCCGAAUGGAGAAAACGACAACACCACAGCUGAGAAAUUCGCCGAUUUUUUCAUGGACAAAAUAAGCAAAAUCCGAGAGUCACUACAAACAUUUGAUCAGUUUGAACCCCAAGUGAAGGAUAUACCAUCUUUUGACAAUUUUGAUGAACUGACAGAGAAUAAAGUUAAACAAAUCAUAGGAAACAUGCAAUCUAAAUCAUGUGAACUAGAUAUUCUACCAACUAAGCUUCUGAAACAGUUUUUAGGUGAACUUUUGCCAUUCAUUACCAAAUUGGUCAAUGUAUCCCUUAUGCAAGGUGUCUUCCCUAGUAAAUGGAAAAAAGCCAUUGUUCGACCUUUGAUUAAAAAGAUUGGCCUUGAACUUACAUUCUCAAAUUACCGACAGGUCAGCAAUCUUUCAUUCCUUUCUUAA